Giardia duodenalis is the source of this 1653-nucleotide messenger RNA. RefSeq lists its product as uncharacterized. Lineage: Eukaryota; Fornicata; Diplomonadida; Hexamitidae. The transcript has a single exon. The record is from RefSeq and is a predicted model, not a curated record. Bases 1 to 1653 code for a protein of 550 amino acids.
AUGAGUAAGAAAUUUCGCAUUAUGGACCCAUCAGAGUCUCGGGAGGUUAUUAUGACCCAGAGAAAACCAGAGGAUGACCCUGGAAGACAAACUUUUCAUGUAACGAAAGCAUCUUUGAGUACCCCCGCUUCCUUGCCAUUGGAUGCUGCAGAGGCGGCCAGAUCUAAGAGUAAUAAGUACAUCCUUUCUACGCAGACAUUCUCUACCGAAACCCCGUUAAUUGCACGCAAAACCGUCAUUCAGCAACAGCAAGACACACCCCAUGAUACAAAGAGCAAGAAAUACAGACUCUUGACGACGGAAGAGCGCCAGGUUAUUGCAAACACACCAAAACGAGACUCCAGUGUCAAAUUUAGGCCGGCAUCUGCACGCACACAAUCUUUAUACAAAACAGCUUAUAGCCUGGUUGGAAACAUAGAGACCAUUGCUACACAGGAUCUUCAGAGCCCUAAAGGCAGCAGCAGUGGUGCUACUCGAACUCCACGAACUGCCGGAGUCAUUGUUGAACACUCGACACCUCUAAACUACCACGUGGCAGCGGAGCAACAGGAGCCCCAAUAUUUCCGUGGUCUUUCUAUUCCCUACGGCAGUCGGACGACUGCACUGACAGCAGGAUGCACCGUCGAGCCAGUAAGUCACAUCUGUUCAGUCAGUCCUGCAGUCAUUGAGAACAAUACACUGCACUUGACAUCUCACCUGUAUCGACAGAACUCUACUAACAGAGCACUGGGGGAUGCUACUGCAACAUAUGUGGGCAACCUGUCCGGUAGCACUGCUCUAGCCAAGGGUGCUGCACCGGCAGGUGAUUACGCACUCUCCUUUCAGCGGUCGAAGCACUCUGUCUCUACGCAGAGAUCUACAUCUACAAAGAGUCAGCCAGACAAAUCUGAUGCAGGAGUUCCUGGAGCUGCUUCAAACAACUCUGCUGGCCCCUUUGGCAGCUCGAGCGGCGGGGCUAGUGGACCAGGCUCUGCUGUGGUAUCUCUGAAAGCAGCCUCACGGCCUCAGUCAGGUUCUGUAAAGGCAAAACCAGUCGCACCCAUGAGCCUGACAACCAGUCUCACCUUGGGAGAUGGCGCUAUUGCAUCUUCUACUUUAGCAGCUUCUCAGCGUGGAGCUAUACCUGAAUCUGAUGACGCACCGAUUACUACGAUAAGCUACCAGACCAAACUCCAAAAUCCGUAUGCUCCACAACAGCGUACUGCCGGCCAGACUGGUGAGCUUCUCAACAUGGCCAAUGGCACCGUGAUAGCUACCUAUACAGAGACAGGAGACGCCAUAGAGAACUUCAGUUCUGACUCACGAAGCCCUGCUUUGGUAAAGAAGCGAUGCCUGCCAACAUACAACUAUGUGGAGCUGCUCAAGAGCCAGCGUACCCUAGAGUUUGUGCCGUCUCCACCAGAUUCUCCUAAGCCUGGGGAAGCAAACCCACGAGAAGUUACCGACAUUAUUUACACAGGCCCCUCUUUAUACUCACAGUACUUGGCGUCACAGGUAGGAAGCGGUGGAAUAAGGGCGGGCGCCAGGGAAAAGUCUCUUCUGCAGAACCUCAAAGUUCAAGCCGAUGUACUUAGACGUCUCAAGAAGAAGAAUGCUGACAUACGCAAGAAUACAAAUGACUUGGCCAUUAGCCUGAAUUUCUUCAAUGACUGA